CUGAUCGACCAGUUUGGCGAGGCCAUUAGCCAAAGUGGCCGCUCGUCUCGUCACCACGCGAGCAGCCGCCGUCACAAGAAGCGCCGCUCGCACUCGCACUCACCGUCGCGAUCACGAUCUCGAGAUCGGUCCCGAGAGCGGGAGCGGGAGCGGGAUCGUGAUCGUGAUAGGUCGCGCUCCCGGAACCGUGGCAGCGGCAUCUUUGGCGGCGACAGCGGCCACCGCAGGAACAACGGCUCGAGGGGGUCGUUCUUUGGCCUGGGCGGCAAUAACAGCCGCUCCAGCCUGUUUGGAAACAGUACUAAACUUUGUUCAGGCCGCCCCUCGUACUACAAACGCUCUCCCCGUGAGGGCUUCGUCCAGCGCUGCGUCAAGCAACUCAAGCGGCUCCUCCGCGACUUACAGCACUACGCCAAGCGCCAUCCCUGGAAGGUCUUCUUCCUCGUCAUUGUGCCCCUCGUUACUGGAGGCGCUCUGACUGCUCUAUUGGCCCGCUUCGGCCUCCGCAUCCCGCCCUCCAUCGAGCGCAUGUUGGGCGUGGCCAAGCGCGCUGCCACUGGCGAUCCCUUCAGUGCCGUCGGUGAUGCCGUGCGCAUGGCCGGUGAGUACGGCAACGGUAACGGCACUGGCAACGUUAUCGCUAAUGCUGCAGGACAAUCGUAUGCCCGCGGCGCUCGUGUCGAGCGCGGCCGCAGCGGCGACUUG
Trichoderma virens Gv29-8 is the source of this 705-nucleotide messenger RNA. RefSeq lists its product as uncharacterized. The annotation marks the transcript as partial. The record is from RefSeq and is a predicted model, not a curated record. NCBI's taxonomy places the organism in Eukaryota, Fungi, Ascomycota, Sordariomycetes, Hypocreales, Hypocreaceae. The transcript is spliced from 2 exons.